UAUAUAGUGUCAUUCUCCAUAUAAACCUUAAAUCUAAGCAACAAAGUAUAGGAGCGUAUACGAAGAUUGUUUGAUAUAUAUUUACAAAAAAAGAAAUUAUGAAUAUGGAAUGUUUUCCAAGGCUGGUAAUAGUAGCUUUGCUUGUGGUUGGCAUUACUACUAGUAUUAAUGUUGAGCUCAGUUAUGCUCAGACCAUAUGCAAAGUGCCAAUGAAAGGUCUGAUGGAGUGCAAGCCGGCCGUGACGAAACCAAACCCGAAAUCACCUACGCCCGAGUGCUGCUCUGCGUUGACUCAUGCUGACUUGCAGUGCCUAUGCUCCUACAAGAACUCACAGCUUCUGCCUUCUCUUGGCAUCGAUCCCACUCUUGCCCUGCAGCUCCCCCAGAAGUGUAAUCUUCCUCACCCUGCCAACUGCUAGGACUUAUAAUAAGACUCGUCUACAAUCUUCAUGAAGAAGUAACAAAUGUCUUUCAAAUGCUUUUUUUUUUUAAAUCUUUAAAGUUUCUUUUCAAUUUAGUAAUUGUUAUCUUUUCCUAGUAUUACGUACCAAUGUAUCGUCUCUUUUCUAUAUUAAAUAAAAUUUACAUUUCAUGUCA
Molecule: messenger RNA, 597 nt
Organism: Humulus lupulus (European hop)
Lineage: Eukaryota; Viridiplantae; Streptophyta; Magnoliopsida; Rosales; Cannabaceae
Product: putative lipid-transfer protein DIR1
Exons: 1
Coding region: 99-419 (106 amino acids)
Biological process (GO): systemic acquired resistance
Molecular function (GO): fatty acid binding
Source: RefSeq, a predicted model, not a curated record